Molecule: messenger RNA, 443 nt
Organism: Plectropomus leopardus (leopard coralgrouper)
Lineage: Eukaryota; Metazoa; Chordata; Actinopteri; Perciformes; Serranidae
Source: RefSeq, a predicted model, not a curated record
GUGAGGAAGCAGCACCUGGACCGCUGUGUGAGCUUCCUGGCGGAGGAGCUGAAGGUGGUCGGUCUGGACGAGGCUCCGGGGAGGAUCUUCUUCGUCUCGGCCAAAGAGGUCCUGAACUCCAGGAUGCAGCGAGCGCAGGGCAUGCCCGAGACAGGUGGCGCUCUGGCUGAAGGUUUCCAGGAGAGGCUGAGAGAGUUCCAGAUGUUUGAGAGGACGUUUGAGGUAAAACCUUUUUUGUAGUUUUCUGCAGCAGAGCGGAGCUGCGCCAAGUAAUGUGCACAGUUCCUGUGAUUAUUAAAAACUGGAUACGUCAUGGAAGCUGCAAAGAGAAUUUUCUAAAACUUUUCCAGGCUUGUGAACUGAAGUUUACCCAGAAAGUUUUGGAAACGUUGAAGUUUCACACACACACACACACACACACAGAGCGCUCACACACACACACA